AUUUGACUUUAUUUUCUCUUUUUUUAUCUUUUCCUAACACCAUAUAUAUCUUCAGCACCUUUUUAUAUAUUGAUAUAUUCGUAUAUAGAAUACUAUGUUGGCUUUGCCUUUAAAACACAGUCAUCCUAUACAAACAUCAGGAGAUAAUAUAGUUGGUAUAUGGAGGCCAUCAUUCGUUAAAGUAGAUCAACAACUAUAUGCAUUUGGUGGUGGUGGUGGUAAUGUUACUGAUGAUUUACAUUGCCUUGAUUUAAUAACUAUGCGUUGGAAAAGUAUUCAGAAUGUAAUAGGUACACCACCUUCUUCAAGAUAUGGACAUACUAUGACUAGAUGGAAAAAUACUAUGAUUGUAUUUGGUGGCUGUAAUGAAAACCAAGACUAUUGUGGAGAUGUCUAUAUUUUUGAUAUCAAGACAUCAGCAUGGUAUCAGCCUACAAUUAAGAAUAGUAUUACAGCACGUUAUUUACAUAGUGCCAUAGUCUAUAAAGAUAAAUUAAUUAUAUAUGGUGGAUUUGCUAGAAGCUCAGAAUGCACUUAUGUAUUAGAUGACAUUUGUAUACUUGAUUUAAAUGAAAUGAUUUGGACAAAAUACAAUCAUAUGCCGCCUAGAUAUAAUCAUUCAGCUACACUUAUUGGACAUAAAAUGUAUAUAUUUGCAGGGAAAGACGAGCAAGGUAGCACUGUGUCUGAUCUGUUUAUGGUCAAUCUUUCGAAACUACCUUUUACGCCUCAUUUAGUUCUUAGCAGUAAUAGUAAUCAAGGUAUGGUGCUUUUAAAGAGUCAACAUUUUUGUGAUACAAUAUGUGGAAAGCUAUUUGUAUUUGGAAGAUUUGUAAAUGGUCAACAUGAUAGUGAGUCUAUUCAUAGUCUUUGGUCUUUAGAUUUAGAUGCUUUAGAAUGGGAAAAACAGGAUUGUGAUCGACAUUUUGAAGUAGGGAAUUGGAAUUAUUUUGGAAUAUUUAAUAAAGAAGAAGAAUCUGAAGUAAAUAGUCAUCAUUUAUUAUUUCUUGGUAAUAUGGAUCCUUAUAGAGCUUAUGGAUAUGAUCAUUUUAGGCAAGUAGAAAGAAAGAGAACGAAUGCUUUUAUUAUUCAUAGUGAAUCCUUAGGUUUUUAUGAUAUACCUGACUCAAAAUUAUCAGUAGAAUUUAUGCAAUUAUUGAAUACACCUGAAUUAUCUGAUUUUUCUAUUUUUGCUGCUAAUGGAGAAAAGAUACAUGUUCAUCAAGUCAUCUUAUUAACUCGUUGGCCGCACUUUAAGAAUAUUCAUAAGUCUGGUAUGCUAGAAGCUAUUGAACAAAAGAUGACCAUUCCUGAACCUGUUGAAGUAGUGAUGGCCUUUUUAAAAUUUUUAUAUAGUGAUCGAUUAGACGAAUCUGAAACUUGUGAGAUUAUUUGUGAAUUGCUUGUGUUAGCCAACUUGUAUUGUUUACAAAAAUUAAAAAAGUUAUGUUGUGAAAGACUUUAUAGAUGCUAUUUAACUAUUGAAAAUUGUGGUUUGAUUUUUGAAAAAGCAAUCUUGGCUGAAGAAAUAGGAUUAAAAAUGCUUGUUCUCAACUUUAUGUUUCAAAAUUAUGGCUUUAUAUUAAAAUCAAACAUGUUGAUGGAUUUGCCAGCUUCCAUUAGAAAAGAAUUUUUAGAUGCGGUACCUAAUGAAGCAGUAUUAGAAAUAGGCAAAACAAGAUUCAUGACACCUUCUCUUCAAUGUAUUGUUACCUAUAAUCAAGAUGGUACUGGUUAUCAUCAAAAUAAUAUCGAUCCUCAACAACGUAGUACACAAAUAGCUACUAUUAUUAAUAAUAAUGAAUUUAUACCACUUAAUACGACAAUAGCAUUACCCUCUACUAAUUCUGACAUGACCGUUAAUUGA
Messenger RNA from Cokeromyces recurvatus, 1867 nucleotides. RefSeq lists its product as uncharacterized. Bases 95 to 1867 code for a protein of 590 amino acids. Gene Ontology annotation, molecular function: protein binding. NCBI's taxonomy places the organism in Eukaryota, Fungi, Mucoromycota, Mucoromycetes, Mucorales, Mucoraceae. The transcript is spliced from 5 exons. The record is from RefSeq and is a predicted model, not a curated record.